Nicrophorus vespilloides is the source of this 792-nucleotide messenger RNA. RefSeq names its product DNA replication complex GINS protein PSF1-like. Gene Ontology annotation, biological process: DNA strand elongation involved in mitotic DNA replication; DNA replication. Lineage: Eukaryota; Metazoa; Arthropoda; Insecta; Coleoptera; Silphidae. Bases 83 to 676 code for a protein of 197 amino acids. The record is from RefSeq and is a predicted model, not a curated record. Gene Ontology annotation, cellular component: GINS complex. The transcript is spliced from 3 exons.
AUUUGUGUGAUGUCCAACGGACGGUUGUUCAAAAUACCAUUCAGCUUCUACUUCCCAAUAGAAAUUGCCCUGUUCUUGGAAUAUGUUCGGUGAGAAGGCCGUGGAAUUAGUGAAGGAAGUCAACAGGAACAAGGAUUCCUUGAGCCCGUACAAUACAGAUCUGAUCGAGCAAGUCAACAAGGAGAUAUGUGGUCUCAUCGAACAGAAUAUGGAGGAUGCCAAUGCAAGUAUAGCAGGAUCUUCGAAUACGGCUGCAUACAUACCGACUGUGAAUGUCAGGCAUCUGUCAGUGCAGAGGAACUUGAGGUGUUUGCUGUCGUACCAUCACAAUCGGGUGAGAUGCUUGAGGAACAUGAGAUGGGAGUUCGGGAGUCUGCUUCCACCAGAGAUCAAAUCGAAUCUGAGCUCUUCGGAGGCUGCAUGGUUCAGCAGCUAUUCGACUUCACUUGCAAAGUAUAUGAGAUCGAUAGGUGAUGACGGUGGUGUUAAUUUGGGUGCUGAUAUGAAACCUCCGAAAUCUUUGUACAUAGAGGUGAGAUGUUUGCUGGAUUAUGGGAAACAUCAGCUGGGCGAUGGAACGGUGAUUCUGCUGAAGAAAAACACUAGGUAUUAUCUGCCGAGGACGGAUUGCGAAGAGCUGAUACGUUUGGAGAUCUUCGAGCAUUUGAUCAAUUGAAAGCUAGUCGCGAAAACGAAACGCUGCAUGUGUAUAUUUUUGUUAUAAUUUUUUUUUGAUUUAUGCAACAACAGAGAAUCGUGUUAAUGUAACAUUUGAAGUAUUUAAUAAGAAAU